Gavialis gangeticus (Gharial) is the source of this 2680-nucleotide messenger RNA. RefSeq names its product RAB11 family interacting protein 2 (gene RAB11FIP2). The coding region runs from base 115 to 1650 and encodes 511 amino acids. Gene Ontology annotation, molecular function: small GTPase binding. Gene Ontology annotation, biological process: regulated exocytosis. The transcript is spliced from 5 exons. Gene Ontology annotation, cellular component: endosome; phagocytic cup. Lineage: Eukaryota; Metazoa; Chordata; Crocodylia; Gavialidae. The record is from RefSeq and is a predicted model, not a curated record.
GAGAACCCCCCCUCCCCCCUCCGGGAAUGAGCAGCGGCUCCUCGUCUGCUCCGGGGCCCCGGGUUUAAAGCCCCCACCCCUUGUAUUUGGUGCCCCCCCCCGCCGCCCGAGAGGAUGCUGUCCGAGCAAGCCCAGCGGUGGUUCCCCACCCACGUGCAGGUCACGGUCCUGCAAGCCAAAGCCCUGAAGCCCAAAGGCAAGAACGGCACCAACGACACGUACACCAUCAUUCAGCUGGGCAAGGAGAAGUACUCCACCUCGGUGGCCGAGAAGACGCUGGAUCCGGUGUGGAAAGAAGAGGCCUCGUUUGAGCUGCCGGGAUUACUGGUGCAAGGCAGCCCCGAGAAGUACAUCCUCUGCCUGGUGGUCAUGCACAGGUCGCUGGUGGGGCUGGACAAGUUUUUGGGGCAGGUGGCUAUCAAUUUGAACGCGAUCUUUGAGGACAAGCAAAGGAGGAAAACGGAGUGGUUUAGCCUAGAAUCCAAACAAGGCAAAAGGACUAAAGACAGAGGAGAAAUAAAAGUCAGUAUUCAGUUUAUGAGGAAUAAUAUGACAGCAAGCAUGUUUGACCUGUCGAUGAAAGAUAAAACAAAAUCCCCUUUUGCUAAACUAAAGGACAAAAUGAAGGGUCGAAAAAGUGACGGGACGUUUUCGGACACAUCUUCUGCAAUCGUUCCAAGUACUCACACACAUGAUGCAAACAUUGAAGCAUCCAGUAGUGAAAUGCAAAUGAAAUCAAAACCAAAAAAACCUUUCCUUUUGGGACCUCAGCGACUCUCUUCAGCUCAUUCGAUGUCUGAUUUAACUGGGUCUCAUGCGUCUUCAGAAAAAUUGAAAUCCAGUGCAAUUGGUCACACUCAACUUUUCCGACGUCAGCUAGAAUCCUUUAGUUCUGUUGAUGAAACAGGAAGUAUAAAAUCUCCACAUAGGAGGACAUUGAGUGCUGAUACUUCUAAAAUGAACCAGGAUGACAGCACAGGUGGCGAAAGAGAAUCAGCUUUUGAAGCACAAAAUGAUCCAUUUACAAACGUGAGUGCUUCAUUACCCCAAAAGUUUGCUACUCUGCCAAGACAAAAAAAUCCAUUUGAAGAAACUCCUUCAUCAUGGGAUCAGAACAUAAAUCUGUUUUCUAAACCUGUUGAAAUCAAAAAAGAAACCAGAAAAGAGAAAAAGGAGAAAGUUAGUCUUUUUGAAAGAGUGACUGGUAAAAAAGAUAGCAGGAGGUCGGAUAAACUUAGCAAUGGGGGAUCAGAAAGUUCUACUGACUUGAAAUCACCUAGUGCAUUUGGUGAAAUUCAUCAGGAGAGUUUUAAUUACGAUUCAACUAAUCCGUUUACAGCAAACUUCAAGCCUACAAGCGUGUUGCCAUCAUCUAGUUUCAAGAUGAAUACACCAAGCAUUGAAGACCUCAGGAAAACAACAGAUGGAAAUCCUUUUGAUGCUACUGCAGGGUACCGUAAUCUUACAUAUGAAGAGGUCUUGCAAGAGUUGGUGAAACACAAAGAGCAGCUUAAGAAGAAAGACACCCAUAUCCGUGAACUUGAGGACUACAUUGACAAUCUUCUUGUACGAGUAAUGGAGGAAACACCUAGUAUUCUCAGAGUACCAUAUGAACCUUCCCGAAAAGCCGGCAAAUUUUCCAAAAGCUAAAAUCUCAACUUUUCAUGUUAAUAUUGAAUGUGUUAGUGUACGGACAUAACACUACACAGCAGAUUUAUUACAUUCGGUUGCAUAUUCCAUUCCUCUUUUCCUAAGAAAUCCUUUUUUUCCACUCCAGGUACUAGCAGGGACUGCCACAACUAAUACACUAUUAUAUAUGUUAAGUUAAAGAACUUCCUGAAGAAAAAAAUGAGAGAUAUGGUAAGUGAAUGCCUCUCAUCUGUUUUUGGAAAUUGCAUUUAGCUGCAGAAUGUUGCUUACAGUACUGUAAAGAAUAUACUUUAAAAAUGGUUGUGUGUUUUUUUACACAAUAGCUUAUAAUGUUCCUCAUUGCAGUUACAGCUAUGAAACCAUGUUGCUAUUUUCUUUAUUAAUUACUUGGUACAAUAUUAUACACAGUCAUUCUUUUUGGUAUUACAGCAUACCAUUAAGGCUGUCAUUUGCAAGUCAGCAUUGUAUAUUUUGCCAAUCUAAAUGUGAGUUGUUGCAAUGUGGUAUUUUAACACAGUUCAUUCUCAAGUUUAUCAGAGGGAAACAUGAGACCCACAAGUUGAGAAGAGGAAAUGCUGCAUCAUAUACAGUGAGAUUGUUGUGUCAGUUCAGCAAUGGCAUACACUUCAGUCAAUUAUUUUAUAUUUAAAUUCUGAAUUUUUGUAUACAGGGAAUGUUUGAACUUUCAAAUGAGCUAAUUACACAAUGGGUUUUUGCAUAAAGUAACGGCAUGCCUCUGUAUGUGUUAAAAUGAUACAAAAAUGUUCAUGGGGUCAGAAGUAGGAUUGAAGAAGGUCAUGGAUAAAGAGUUAAAUGGUUUGUUCACUCAAAGCCUAGAGCAGUAAAAAUGUAGGAGAUAUAAAUAGACUGACUUAAAUAGAUGUGGCAAUUUUGAAGAAUUAAAGUAACUCAAUUUCAAAUUGAGUUUUUCAUGUUCUUCAUCUGUUCUUGGAUGUCCAGAUCGUGUGACAAAAAAGAAAAUACUGUUAAGAAAACAUUAGAUUACUUAGGCAUAUCUAGAGUAUUUUUU